CAUAACCACAGCGCAGUCUUCAGGAGGGAGCAGGAGAAUGGCUGCACACAUCCCGACCCAUGAUCUCAAUAAUCAGUGGGGUUCGUAUGUUACAUCUGAGCGCUACGAUACCGCUACCCCAAGCCGGUACCUGUGGAAUGAGUUGCUGACAGACCGUGGUCGACUCGAACACUUGUACCCUCAGUUGCUCGAGGAUUAUAUUCAAAAAUUUUGCCAAGGAGGGCUGCAACUGUUCGUCCUGCGGGUGUAAAUGAAUUGGGGGCAAGCACAAAAUUAUAGGACGGCAUAGCUCGAUCAGAGCAGCGCGUUAUGUGAAAGAC
Messenger RNA from Amorphotheca resinae ATCC 22711, 320 nucleotides. RefSeq lists its product as hypothetical. The coding region runs from base 38 to 250 and encodes 70 amino acids. The transcript has 2 exons. The record is from RefSeq and is a predicted model, not a curated record. NCBI's taxonomy places the organism in Eukaryota, Fungi, Ascomycota, Leotiomycetes, Helotiales, Amorphothecaceae.